AUGGCGUCUACGCCCCCACCUUCUCUCGAUGACGCCCUCACGCUUGUAAAAGUUUUCUAUAUAAUCCCACUCGAUCUGGCUGGGUUUCGCUCUCUCACCGCUCGAUUUCUAGUUUUCGAGAACCUACUCUCUGAAACCCCAUCGCAAAUUUUCACAGCACGAAUGACAGAAUCAUCAGAACUGGAUACAGUACCAUCAUUCUCAUGCCCCCUGCCAUCCGACCUACUACAGUCUGGUGCAAAGGGUCUCUUCAACCUCACCGACGGCCUUUCAGAAGCCGUCCACCUCCUCCGUGGUGACCCUUCUUCAUCCGACGAAGAACAUAUACGGAUUAUGCUCGUACAGACGGAAAUUGAACGUGUCAAGUUUAUCGUGAGAUCGUAUGUCCGUACGAGGUUGUUCAAGAUAGAGAAAUACGCCCGAUUCGUCACAUCCAACGCUGAUGUCCAAAGACGUUUGACGGCGGCUGAGAGGGACCAUGCGAGUCGACACGCGAAAAUAACAGACCAGCACUUUUACCUAUCUGUCCUACAAAGUCUGCCAGAAGCCCAGGCACACCUGGACGAUACACCCGUGUUUUAUCCGUCUAUGGUAACAGAACCAGACAAAUCGCGUCCCGUUUUCGUACACGCAUUGACAAGGUGUCCGCGGAUCACGUUGCCCGACGGCGCGACGCUUGACAUGGAAAAGGGGCAUAUCUCGCUCACACUGUACUCUGUUGUGGAACAACUCGUGGCAAGGGGGGAGGUUGAACUCAUUUAAUGUAAUUUACUAUUAUUGUAUUACAAUUCGUGCAUGCAUGAACAGCUUAUGUUCCUGCUCAUCACCAUCUUCAUUGCCC
This is a messenger RNA of Laccaria bicolor S238N-H82, 841 nucleotides long. RefSeq lists its product as uncharacterized. Bases 1 to 762 code for a protein of 253 amino acids. Gene Ontology annotation, cellular component: GINS complex. Gene Ontology annotation, biological process: double-strand break repair via break-induced replication; DNA-templated DNA replication. NCBI's taxonomy places the organism in Eukaryota, Fungi, Basidiomycota, Agaricomycetes, Agaricales, Hydnangiaceae. The transcript is spliced from 8 exons. The record is from RefSeq and is a predicted model, not a curated record.